ACCACCCAGCUUGUCCUGUGUCCACCGUUUUGCGUUCCAUUCUCGGGGAAUCAACAGGCAACCGCCCACCUCCGUCAAGACUCACGGCAAACAAUAAGCGAUACCACUGAACCGCACGACGCCGUUUGUUACAUCCUCUGCAAUAUCAAUCAUCGUCCUCUCUUUCAUAUUGGACCUAAGCAACAGUGAACCGAGGAGCUCGUUUUGUUUUUCGUAUACAAAGACCAAAAUGUUUACGGUCAAACCGGCCGGUCCUCCCAAGUCUGACAUCUCCGGCGGAGUACUCAGGACAUCUCCGGCUUUCUUCGGUGAAAGCAGCAUAGCCCCUAUUCGGAGGACUCAGUUACCGGUAUUCGGUUCUCGGGUCAACAGGAACGGGCUAAUCCGGGCCGUGAUCAGCAGUGGCGACAAGACUUUGGAGGCUGCUAGUACCCUGGAAGGCAAAGAGAGUAAUGGGUCUUUGUUGUCUUCGGGAGGAGGGAUCGAAGUAAGGGCGGUGGUGACUGUGAGGAAGAAAAUGAAGGAGACGAUCACGGAGAAAGUAGAGGACAAGUGGGAGUUCUUUGUCAACGGAUUUGGCCAGGGCAUCGUCAUUCAGCUUAUAAGCGCAGAGAUUGAUCCCGUUACCAAUUCAGGAAAGAGUGUCCAGUCCUCUGUACGGGGCUGGUUGACGAGGCCAUUAAACAAUUCACAAAUUGUUGAAUAUGCUGCUAAUUUCACUGUCCCGAAUGACUUUGGGUGUCCUGGGGCCAUUCUCGUUACAAAUCUUCAUGGCAAGGAGUUCUACUUAUUGGAGAUUGUCAUUCAUGGUUUUGAUGGAGGCCCCAUCUUCUUCCCAGCUAAUACGUGGAUUCAUUCACGGAAAGAUAAUUCUGAAAGUAGAAUUAUUUUCAAAAAUCAAGCAUACUUACCGUCACAAACACCUCCUGGCAUUAAAGAUCUUCGAAAUGAAGAUUUAUUGAGCAUCCGUGGAAAUGGGAAAGGCGAGAGAAAGCCCCAUGAUAGGAUUUAUGAUUAUGAUCUUUAUAAUGAUUUGGGUAAUCCAGACAAGGACAUAGAUCUUGCUAGGCCAGUUCUUGGUUGCGAAGAGAGGCCUUAUCCCAGGCGCUGUAGAACUGGCCGACCUCCAACAAAAUCAGAUCCAUUUUCUGAGACUAGGAUCGAAAAGCCCCAUCCAGUGUAUGUUCCACGGGAUGAAACUUUUGAGGAGAUUAAGCAGGAUACUUUCUCCACUGGAAGGUUGAAAGCUGUUCUCCACAAUCUUAUACCAUCCAUUGCUGCUACUUUGUCAAGUUCAGACAUAUCUUUUAAGUGCUUUUCUGAUAUCGACAAGCUAUAUAAUGAUGGUGUUAUCUUGAAAGAUGAUGAGAAUAAAAAUGUAGUUGAGAAUCUAUUGCUGGGUAGGAUGGUGAAACAGGUUAUGAGCGUGGGCCAAAGGUUGUUGAAGUAUGAAACGCCAGCCAUUAUAAAAAGAGAUAGAUUUGCUUGGCUGCGAGACAAUGAGUUUUCACGUCAGACUUUAGCUGGACUCAAUCCAGUGAACAUUGAGAUUUUGAAGGAAUUUCCAAUUCUCAGCGAGCUAGACCCUGCUGUCUAUGGUCCUCCAGAGUCGGCUCUCACAAAGGAAUUGAUAGAGCAAGAACUCAAUGGAUUGAGUGUAGAAAAGGCUAUUGAGGAAAAGAGACUGUUUAUACUUGAUUACCAUGACAUGCUUUUACCAUUCAUCAAGAAGAUUAACUCCUUGCCUGGAAGGAAAUCUUAUGCUUCUAGGACAAUUUUUUUCUAUACCAAGACUGGUUUGCUGAGGCCUAUAGCUAUCGAGCUUUCGCUUCCUCCAGCGCCUUCCUCACCUCAAAAUAAACGUGUUUACACUCAUGGGCAUGAUGCUACCAUGCAUUGGACUUGGAAGCUAGCCAAAGCUCAUGUUUGCUCAAAUGAUGCUGGUGUCCAUCAACUAGUGAAUCACUGGUUGAGGACUCAUGCUUGCAUGGAACCUUAUAUAAUUGCAACUCAUAGGCAGCUCAGCUCAAUGCACCCCAUUUACAAGCUGCUUCACCCCCAUAUGCGCUACACCUUAGAAAUUAAUGCACUCGCUCGGCAAAGUUUGAUAAAUGGAGGGGGAAUAAUUGAGGCUUGUUUCAGUCCGGGAAAUUAUGCCAUGGAGCUUAGCUCUGCAGCCUACAAGAGUUUGUGGCGAUUUGACAUGGAGGCAUUGCCAGCGGAUCUUCUUAGGAGAGGCAUGGCAGUGGAGGAUCCUUCGAUGCCAUGUGGUGUGAGACUUGUAAUUGAAGACUACCCUUAUGCUGCGGAUGGCCUACUCAUAUGGUCCGCAACUCAAGAAUGGGUGGAAAAUUAUGUGAACCAUUUCUACACUCAGCCAAAUUCUGUCACAUCUGAUCUUGAGCUGCAAGCCUGGUGGAAUGAAAUCAAGAACAAGGGUCACUAUGACAAAAGGAAUGAACCCUGGUGGCCUAAAUUGAAUACCAAGGAGGACUUAUCCCGCAUUCUUACCUCAAUGAUUUGGAUUGCUUCAGGUCAGCAUGCAGCUAUCAACUUUGGGCAGUAUCCUUUUGGAGGAUAUGUCCCUAACCGUCCUACCCUUACGAGAAGACUCAUUCCACAAGAAAAUGACCCUGAUUAUGAGAAGUUUAUUCAUAACCCUCAGCACACUUUCCUGUCUUCUCUGGCAACUCAACUUCAAGCAACCAAAGUAAUGGCAGUUCAAGACACCCUGUCGACGCACUCUCCAGAUGAAGAGUACUUGGGUCAGGUGAAUCGGCUACACAGCCAUUGGAUCAAUGACAAUGAAGUUUUAAAAUUGUUCAAGAAAUUCUCUGCUAGAUUAGAGGAGAUAGAGGAGAUAAUAAAUGCAAGGAACAAAGACAAUCGUCUCAGAAAUAGAAGUGGUGCAGGUAUUCCUCCCUACGAGCUGCUCCUUCCAUCAUCAGGUCCUGGAGUCACGGGUCGUGGAAUCCCGAAUAGCAUUUCCAUCUGAUGGAUUUAGCUGAUGCGAAGUUUUUGUAGGGUUCUCAUGUCACUAUAGUUGGCGCCAUACUUGGUGCUCACCAUUGCUUUGUCAGAAAAACAAAAGCCUUACAAUGUAGGCGUCCUUUAAAAACAUUCUCCACGUUCAGCAAUGGCCCCGUUCUAUUUAGUAGUGUUUUUGUAAGUUCUGAAUGGUCCGUACUUGUUACUGAAGAUGGUGUGAACUGUACAAAUACAUUUGUAUAAACGAAAAAUUUGGUCUACCAA
This is a messenger RNA of Juglans regia (Persian walnut), 3252 nucleotides long. Its product is annotated as lipoxygenase 6, chloroplastic. NCBI's taxonomy places the organism in Eukaryota, Viridiplantae, Streptophyta, Magnoliopsida, Fagales, Juglandaceae. The record is from RefSeq and is a predicted model, not a curated record. The transcript is spliced from 9 exons. Gene Ontology annotation, biological process: lipid oxidation. Gene Ontology annotation, molecular function: oxidoreductase activity, acting on single donors with incorporation of molecular oxygen, incorporation of two atoms of oxygen; metal ion binding; protein binding. The coding region runs from base 230 to 2995 and encodes 921 amino acids.